Symbiodinium pilosum is the source of this 195-nucleotide messenger RNA. NCBI's taxonomy places the organism in Eukaryota, Dinophyceae, Suessiales, Symbiodiniaceae. The record is from the annotation of a GenBank genome assembly.
AUGACCGGCAGCGUGCCAGGCUUCAAGGACUUGACGGUGAACUUUAUUCCUGGUGCCAAGCCACAACUGGUCUGUUUUUCAGACGAAGAGGAGGUGGAGAGGCUAGAUCUGGAGACCAUGAAGAUUCGGGAGCUUCACCAGCUCAUGAAAGACAAAGGUUUUGAGCGCACUGCUCCAGUGCCAGAGGACCUCUAG